This is a messenger RNA of Pan troglodytes (chimpanzee), 2610 nucleotides long. It is a transcript of the gene ZFTRAF1, whose product is annotated as cysteine and histidine rich 1. The record is from RefSeq and is a predicted model, not a curated record. Lineage: Eukaryota; Metazoa; Chordata; Mammalia; Primates; Hominidae. The transcript is spliced from 4 exons. Gene Ontology annotation, molecular function: zinc ion binding. Gene Ontology annotation, cellular component: nucleus. Bases 1237 to 2157 code for a protein of 306 amino acids.
GGCCAUGCUGAGCCUUGUGUGUUGUCCCUGGCACUGGGGCUGUGGGGGACAACUCCAUGGGCCUCUGGAGUUGGCUGGGUCCUCAGUAACUCGAGAGCUUGUCAUCCAGAUACCAGAUGCCACCAGUGCUGGCAGGGAAGCCUCGGGUGGUGCCCCAGGUCUGAGCCCUUGGGCCUGCAGGGCCAGCUGACCCACGGGCCUGUGCCCGUACGAUGAUGCCUCGCAGGCUGGGAAACCUGCUUGGGUGUCAGACUGAGGCCCUCAUGCAAAAGGUUUCCGCCACCGCCGAGUCCUGCCUCACGUCAGGUUGGGGCUGCAGCCAGUACAGCAAGACUCAGCUUUUAUAUUCUCUGUGUGGGUGUUAGAUAUGUUCUGGGGGACUGGCCUGACAAGGUGUGCAGCCACCUUCUGGAGUCUCAGGUGGGUGGCAGGAGGGCUGGUGGGGCAGCAGGGACACCUGUGCAGGAGCUUCUGGCCUGACCAGGCCACGCAGGUGGUCAGGUCGUUCCUGCCGGCUCCCUGCUCUGCAGCCCGAGGGCAGUGUGGCCUGUUGGCACCUCUGCCCAUGGGGCACCUCCUCUGGGAAGAGACAGCCUCAGCGGUGCCCGGGACGUUGCAGUUGCAGCCUCAUCCCUGACUUCUCUCCCUCCAUUUUGGCCCUUCAGACGAGGCCCAGUGUGAUGCUGCAUAAGACAGACCUGGCCCUGACCCUUCCUGCUGCUGUCAGAUGAGGCCCUGGGCCUUGGUGCUGGCACCUGGAGGAAGGGACUGUGCAUUGUUCCCACCCCUCAUGGGGCAUUCUUAAGGCAAAAACAAGCUCACUCGGGUGUAAGGGCCGGGCAGGGGCCUCUCACAGAUGUGGUCCAGCCGCUCCCUCUAACUCGGCCCUGCACAGUGCCCCGCCACUCCCAUGCCCUCCUGCCUGAGGUGUCCUCUCCCUGCCCCUGCCCACCUCUUGGGCCCGGCAGAGGCAGCGCCCCCACUUUGAGACUUUGUUCUCUCCUUGCUACAAGGAUCCCCUCCUGCCCCAUCUGACCAGGGUGUGUCCACUCUGUUCUGUGGGUGGGUUGGUGUGUGCCGUGGCCCUCCCGCCUGUAGCGCCCAUGUCUCUAUGCCACAUGUUGACAGUCCAUUGAUAACAGCCCAGGAAGCAGAGGUGGCUCCUCUCUGCCCAAGCCCCACACCCCCAACCAGCCCAACAGUGUGCAGUCCUGUGGGGGUGGAGUCACCAUCCACAUGUCCAAGGAGCUUCGGGCCCCUCUUCCCCAGUCUCCUGGGCAGCAGUACAGGACUGCAGCUGACUCGCUCUUUGAGUGUACUAAUGGUCACUUGAUGUGCGCUGGCUGUUUUAUCCACCUACUAGCAGAUGCCCGGCUGAAGGAGGAGCAGGCCACGUGCCCCAAUUGUCGUUGUGAGAUCAGUAAGAGCCUCUGCUGCCGGAACCUGGCCGUGGAGAAAGCCGUGAGCGAGCUGCCUUCAGAGUGUGGCUUCUGCCUGCGCCAGUUUCCCCGCUCCCUCCUGGAGAGGCACCAGAAAGAGGAAUGCCAGGACAGGGUAACCCAGUGCAAGUACAAACGCAUCGGCUGCCCAUGGCACGGCCCCUUCCAUGAGCUGACGGUGCACGAGGCUGCGUGCGCCCACCCGACCAAGACAGGCAGUGAGCUGAUGGAGAUCCUGGAUGGGAUGGACCAGAGCCACCGCAAGGAGAUGCAGCUGUACAACAGCAUCUUCAGCCUGCUCAGCUUUGAGAAGAUUGGCUACACAGAGGUCCAGUUCCGGCCGUACCGCACAGACGACUUCAUCACGCGCCUGUACUAUGAGACGCCCAGGUUCACAGUGCUGAACCAGACGUGGGUCCUGAAGGCUCGAGUCAACGACUCGGAGCGUAACCCCAACCUGUCCUGCAAGCGUACGCUCUCCUUCCAGCUCCUCCUCAAGAGCAAGGUCACGGCACCGCUGGAGUGCUCCUUCCUGCUGCUCAAGGGCCCCUACGACGACGUGAGGAUCAGCCCCGUCAUCUACCACUUUGUCUUCACCAACGAGAGCAACGAGACGGACUACGUGCCACUGCCCAUCAUUGACUCCGUGGAGUGCAACAAGCUGCUGGCCGCCAAGAACAUCAACCUGCGGCUCUUCCUGUUCCAGAUACAGAAGUAGGGCGGGGCCUCAGGAUGCCCGAGGAGCCCACGGGCGGCAUCCCAGCACCGCUGCCCUGUCCACCUGGCUGGCAGCUGCUUCACAGGACUAUCUGAUCACUUUAGCAAAGGAGGAGAACAAAUGAAGCCAAUACAGGGCAAGUCUGCAUGCGUGCGCGACGGGGCCCCCGCCUCCGGCUCACCCCCCCCCGACCCCUGCCUCCCCUCCUUCCGAGGGCCGCCAGAGGCUGGGCUGACCCGAAGAGGAGACGGUGCACCAGGUGCCCCGAGGCUCAGAGACGGUGGCAGCAAGGAGGCCGAGAGGCACAGCGACCCUGCCCCAGCCCUUCUGUGCAGUCAGGCGGCGGUGCUGCUCCUCCAUCCCUGCGGGUUCCGGCCGGGCGCGGGGGCCUUGCUGACAUCAGAUGGGAUAUCCGAAUAUCUGAUAGCAAUUAAAAGGCAGCCUUGUUUCGUA